AGAGGGCACCCAUUCUCUGGAUAUCGAGUUAUAGAUAGUUGUGAGCCGCCCUGUGGGUGCUGGCAACUGAAUGAGUGCUGCCGCUGGUGAGAGCAGUAAGAGCUCUUUGCUUUGAAAUUCACAAAGGUGGUAUUACUGACUGCCAUUAUCAAGCGUAUUGUCAUUUGUUAUUUUCAGAAAAAUUUGCAUGAGAGAACCCAUAUUUUAUAUUGAAUAGUCUGCUUAGGAUGGCUCCCCCGAAAACUAAUUUUAUUUUUGUAUUCAUUUAUUUGAAGAAUACGGAAUGCCUGUUACUGUGUCAGACAAUUAUUCUUCGUGUUAGAAUGUGUCAGUGAGCAAGUCACAAAUGGCAGGAGGGAGCCCUUGCAACUCCUUUGCCACUUAUCUCCAGUACAGGAGUUGGCUCACGGGACUGCAUGAGGCCAGUCUUGUCCCUCUCCAGCCUUUCUAGAACCUGAGAUGCUUCCGGUGAUGGAUAAGAUCCUCGGCCCUUAGGGAUCUAGAAAUAUAGCUGAAAACUGCUGUAGUGAACAAACUGUCCUCUUUACUUAAUUCAGUAAGUGCUGCACGUGUUCCAACAUCCAGCCCCACACAAUUUUAUUAAGGUUACCAGCUCCCUGUGAGGGAGGGACUAACUCCACAGUAAGGUGAACCGUGUCGCUUCUGUGACUUCACCCUCAUACACUCCCAGGCUAAAAGUACCACAAGACGGGAAGUCAUUAAAGACAAGACACAGCAAAAACUGAGCUCAUGAAGACCCCAGUGUCACUCCAACUACACCUUCUGCAGUAACAAAGCAGUGCCACAGUUGUCACACCAACAUAAUUACAACAUAAAUUUUCUGCUGCUUCCAUAGACACACACACACAUGCACACACAUACACAUACACAUGCAAAUGCACACACACACAAUGCACACAUAUACACACAUACACACACAUACAUACACACACACACAGACACACAGACACACAGACACACACACACAGACACACACACACACACACACACACGAAUGUUCUUUCAUGUUUCAUGACACUUGUUUUCCCGCCCUGCAAUUCUUCUCCCAUUUUGUUCCACUUCCAGAACGGUCCCUCCCCCAGGUUUCAUUCAGGUGUCACUCUUCUAUGAUACUGUCCUAACUUCUCAAAGAGUCAACCAAGCUGCUUGGCUGACUCUCUAUGUAUAGCUCAUUACUCUGUUUACCCCUCAAAUACUGACUUGUUUCUUUCUUUGUCUAGUCCUCUCUUUCCCAUGAAGCUAUGGGCCUAUUCUUAAGGUCAACAACCUCUUUUAAUUCAUGCAUAUGUUUAUAAGACCCAAUAGUACCUGGCAAAUUGUGGUAGUAAACAUAAUACCACAAUACCAUCUAAAUAGGUAGAGAGAUGAAUAUAGACCAGACCCAAAGUUCUUCAUAGUGCCUAUAUCCUCCUGUCCCAUAGAACUCAGCACAGUGCAUGGAAUUUGGGACAGCCAACCAAUUGUUAGCUUGAUGAGUCAUUAAUGACUUGGAAGGUGCAUCAUUGUAAUGGCAGGGGUUGGAUAAAAGUUAUACAUUUUGUCUAGUAUUAAAAAUGUCAGAUCAGCUCCCAAGCUGCUGAUCAGGUCAUUUAUAGAGAGUCUGGGUAGUGGUUAGACUGACAGUUUAUGGAAAUGAGUGAAUUUAAUUAGAAUUCUUCAUUUUGAAAUAUUAAAGGUAACAUUCAUUUUGCUCUUUUAGAAAAUAUCGCUAUGUUUGUUGCUCAUUGGAUCUGAGACCUGGUUUUAUAUUUGUUUAUUGAAACAAGAGUCUCUCUAUGUAGCCUUGGCUGUCCUGGAACUUAAUAUAGAGCAAGCUGACCUUGGUCCACCUGCCCCUGCCUUCCCAGUGCUGGGAUCAAAGAUGUGGGCCGCCACACUUGGCCCUACUGUUCCCCUUUAUUUGUAUUUCAUGUUUUGACUGCAUGUACAUCUGUGCAUGCAAUGCCCAAGGAGGCCAGGCGAGAGCAUCAAAUCCUCUGGAACUGGAGUUACAUGGUGGUGGUUCACCGUGUGGGUGCUGGGUUUUGAACCUGGAUCCUCUGGAAGAGCAGCCAGUGCUCCUAACCUCUGAGCCACCUCUCCAGUUCCAGACCUGGUUUUAGAAUACCCAUGUUUUCAUGUAAGAAUUUGAUUUUUUUUAAUUAUCUGGCUUUUUUCUUCUCUCUGAAACUUUAUAUGACUUUUGUAGGCUGCGGUGUAUUGUUAAAGUAGGACAUUUUAAAAAUAUAGUCAAGUAGAAUCCUAAUGUUAAGUUGGGAGAGUGUAUCAGUAGCUUUUGUGUCGUGAAGAAUCUAGUAACAUUGUCUCGGGUUUACUCUUUUUUGUUUUUGGAUACAGAGUCUCACUAUGUAGUUCCUAGCUGGCCUAUAACUCACAGAUCCAUGUGACUCUGCCGCCCAGUGCCAAUUUUUUUUUUUUUUUUUCUACAUGGGGUUUCUCUGUGUGGCCCUGACUGUCCUGGAACUCACUCUGUAGAUCAGGCUGGCUUGGAACACAGAGAUCCACCUGUCUCUGCCUCCCUAUUGCUGGGGUUAAAGGUGUGUGCCACCACUGCCAAGCAUGAGUUUACAUUCUAAAGAUACCUUUUCUACUAUUCUGUUUUUAAAAUGAGUUAUAAGAUAUGGUAAUUCUCCAGCUUCACCCUCCUAAGUACUGCCUUAGAGGGAUCACCAAAGCUGGCAGCAGCCUUCCCUUUCUUUCUCUCUUUUCCUUUCCUUUCUUUUCUUUUUCAUGUUUUUGAAACAGAGUCUCAACCCAUAAAUUACUACUAGAAGGAGAGGAAAAUAGUAUUCUAGAAAGCUUGGACUCUUCCCUCUCGUCGUCGAUGCAGGGUAUAACUUGAAAUGGCAGCGAUAUUAUGUACAAUCCCCUAUGAAAACAAUGGAACCAAGGAAUGAGUAGGCUUGGUCAAGGUAAGUUUAUGUAACUUGGCUAAGUGUGAGGUGAGCCCUAGCUUAUUAGGACGGGUCAGCAGUCUUUGGUUGGUUCCAUCUGAGACCUGCUUUUAGAAUAGCCAUUCUUUUACUUAAGUCUUUUGUGACUGCUUUUAUGUUGCUUUUGGAACUUUACCUGCACAAAAGUUUGUGAGAGCAGAACACAGUACCCACCAGCCCCUCCCCACACCCGACCCAUGUUUUCUAGCCCAUGAAUUACUCUUUCUUGCCAUCUCCCAUCUACCAGUAGACGGUGAAAUAAGGUGCUUGGUACAGAGAGUCAUGCAGAGGCAGCAUCGCGUGGUAUAAAUAGCCUGAUGGCUUGUCUAAAAGUCAGACAUCAGCCAAGUGUUAUUUAUGAGAUUGUGGCUUAAACUUUGGAGUUCUAGUUUCGUUAUGAAAAGCAAAAUGACUUUAUGCAUUAAAUGCAGAUCACAGAGGCUAUUAUCAUGCAAUCUGAUCUAAAAUAUUUAGACAGUUGCUUCUUUGAAACUGUAACUUCCAGGAUGGUGGUGUCUAUAUUUAGUUUAGUCAGAGUUCUCUGGAAGUUCUAUCUGCUAUACUGGGAAGACCCGGUCUUUAUUCUCUGACUCUUCAUGAGUCCGUCCUUUCUUUCUUUCUUUCUUUCUUUCUUUCUUUCUUUCUUUCUUUCUUUCUUUCUUUCUUUCUUUCUUAUGUACCGUGGAUGUCAAAGACCUAUUCAUUUUGGUAGAACAUUUGGCUAUUUUACAAAAUUUUGUAGAAAAUUACUAAAGUAACAAACAUUUAGGCAUUAUGUUAGUUUCCAUUCUGAUACAGGACAUAGUGGAAACAUUUACUACACAGUUACAAAAUGUGUUACUUCAAAGUUUCAGAUAAAAUUUCCCAGCACCUAAGAGGUGGAAGCAGGAGGAUCAGGAGUUUGAUGUGCUCCCCUGCACCCCAUAAAAAUAAUUUAAAAAAAUAGGUUGGUCAGGUAGACCUUGGCCAGGGAUGGGUGCAUGUCUGGCAAAGCUCGGGGACCCCACGAGCUCUUCUCCUGCUGAUGGAUUCAUAGGAAAGGGGAUGGCUGUAGCUCUGCCCUACUGGCUCUGAUACUCUAGCCACGCAGUAGUGUGGUGGGUGGUAUGCUGAUUGGCAAAAUGCACCAACUUAGUGGGUUCCAUGGGGUCUGCAUUCUAACAGGGGCUGCUCGCUGCAUAAAGCAAAGCUCUGUGAGUCCCCAGUGUCCUGAGGUGGAGACAGACAAGAUCUACAGCUGUCUUUUUGGAGGCAGUUUUUGCUUGGCAACUAAGAGCUACCAAGUGUCACUUGGGACCAGAAACUGCCUGCUGCCCAAGCUCACAAUUUGUCAAGGGAAAAAAAAAACCAAUAUUUUUAUGAAAUCCUAGGAUUUCAUAAUGUUGUCACCAAGUAUAUUAGGCAGUCAGAAUUCCUAGAAAUUAAUUCUUUGCCACAGAAAACAUAUCAGUGGGCCAUAGUCAGAUUCCUAGAUAGCAGCUUUGCUAACUAGGGAAGCUCAUCUUUGAUUAUCUCUCAUAAAAAAGAGAAAGUUUUGUUACUGAGCAUAAAAUAUGUUUCAAAGUGACUUAUUCUAUAUUUCAAGGUUACUUGUGUUUUUGCUGCUGAAUUCUGGAGACUUAAAAAAAAAGAAAUUAUUACAAGUUUGUCAUUAAAAUCAGCUCACCUAUUGGUUUUAACGGUUAGAGUUAUUUUUAUAGUCAGCAGAAAUAAUGUUAGCCUCUCUUCAUUAUAAAUUUUAGGCAUUUUUAAAAUAUGUAGCUAGCAGGUGCUUCGGGUACCCUCUGCCUCUGCAUCCUUGGUUUCAUGUCAGUCCAAACAACACCAUUCGUGGCCAGCCUUUGUUUCAUUCGGUUCACCCCACAUACUGAUUCUCUCUCUCUCCCCCUCUUCAUCUCUCUCUCCUUGGAGCUGGAUAUGGAGUUCACGGUCUCCCAUGUGCUUAGCUACACCUCACCCAGCUGCUUGCUUUUGAGGAAUGAGUGGUUGGUCCUGGUAUCUUGCAACUCCAUCUGUUGUUAUGCUCCUAACAUUUGUUUAAUGGUGACUACAUUUUCUGGGGCUGGAGAGACCGUUCAGUUCAGCCAUUCAGCAGAGCACUGAGGAAGUAGGAAGUGGGUGUCGGUUGGUACCUGCGUGUGGAUGGGCAUGGAGAUGGUAGGGGAGGCGUGUGUGUGAUUGCAGCCAGAUAGGAGAAUACAGAAAGUUUCGUCCAUGGCAGGUAACUGUUUAGAGACUUAAAGGGAAGUGGCCUUCACCGACUGGAGAGUAGAAGGGGAACAGAAAGUCAGGGAACGGAGAAAACGGGAUGACUGUGCAGGUUUUAGAGUUCCUCUUUUAGGCGAAGAGAGUGUUCUGUCAGAGAGCAUGGUGAGACACCCAUGUGCCAAAACUGCCAUUGGAUUGUGCACCUUAAGCAUGAGUUAUCUGGUUGAUCUCCUAUCAAGAGUUUUUGGCAUUUGAAUCUGUUCUAUGUGCUCCAGAUUCCAUGUUCAUAGUGGCUUUCCAACUGUUUGACAAGAGCGGAAAUGGAGAGGUGACAUUUGAAAAUGUCAAGGAGAUUUUUGGGCAGACUAUUAUCCAUCACCACAUCCCUUUUAACUGGGACUGCGAGUUCAUCCGGCUGCACUUUGGGCACAACCGCAAGAAGCACCUGAACUAUGUGGAAUUCACUCAGUUCCUCCAGGAAUUGCAAUUGGAACACGCAAGGCAAGCCUUUGCACUGAAAGACAAGAGCAAAAGCGGCAUGAUCUCGGGUCUGGAUUUCAGUGACGUCAUGGUCACCAUCCGGUCCCACAUGCUCACUCCUUUUGUGGAGGAGAACCUGGUCUCAGCUGCCGGAGGGGGUACCUCACACCAAGUUAGCUUCUCCUACUUCAACGCAUUUAACUCCUUACUCAACAACAUGGAGCUUGUUCGAAAGAUCUAUAGCACUUUAGCAGGCACGAGGAAAGAUAUUGAAGUCACCAAGGAGGAAUUUGCCCAGAGCGCCAUACGCUAUGGACAGGUCACUCCACUAGAAAUUGAUAUCUUGUACCAGCUUGCAGACCUAUAUAAUGCCUCAGGGCGCUUGACUCUGGCAGACAUCGAGAGAAUAGCUCCGCUGGCCGAGGGGGCCUUACCUUACAACCUGGCAGAGCUUCAGAGGCAGCAAUCUCCUGGCUUGGGCAGACCUAUCUGGCUCCAGAUUGCCGAGUCUGCAUACAGGUUCACUCUGGGCUCAGUUGCUGGAGCUGUGGGGGCCACUGCGGUGUACCCCAUAGACCUGGUGAAGACCCGGAUGCAAAACCAGCGUGGUACGGGCUCUGUGGUCGGGGAGCUGAUGUAUAAAAACAGCUUCGACUGUUUUAAGAAAGUGUUGCGCUACGAGGGUUUCUUUGGACUGUACCGAGGUCUGAUCCCACAGCUGAUAGGGGUUGCACCAGAAAAAGCCAUUAAGCUAACAGUUAAUGAUUUUGUCCGGGACAAAUUUACCAAAAGAGAUGGCUCUAUCCCACUGCCGGCGGAAAUCCUUGCUGGAGGUUGCGCUGGAGGCUCGCAGGUCAUCUUUACCAACCCUCUGGAGAUAGUGAAGAUCCGCCUGCAGGUAGCCGGAGAGAUCACCACAGGACCGAGAGUCAGUGCUCUGAAUGUGCUUCAGGACCUGGGACUUUUCGGGCUGUACAAGGGUGCCAAAGCCUGUUUCCUCCGAGACAUUCCCUUCUCCGCAAUCUAUUUUCCCGUGUACGCUCACUGCAAACUCCUCCUGGCUGAUGAGAACGGACGCGUGGGAGGCAUCAAUCUCCUGACAGCGGGAGCCUUGGCAGGCGUACCUGCUGCUUCUCUGGUGACCCCUGCUGAUGUCAUCAAGACAAGACUGCAAGUGGCCGCCAGGGCCGGCCAGACAACAUACAGCGGGGUCGUCGACUGUUUCCGAAAGAUUCUCCGGGAAGAAGGGCCCUCGGCAUUUUGGAAAGGGACUGCAGCUCGGGUGUUUCGAUCCUCACCUCAGUUUGGUGUCACUCUGGUUACCUACGAGCUUCUGCAGCGGUGGUUUUACAUAGAUUUUGGAGGCCUCAAACCUUCUGGCUCAGAACCAACGCCAAAGUCCCGCAUCGCAGACCUCCCUCCUGCCAACCCCGAUCACAUCGGUGGCUACAGACUUGCCACGGCCACUUUCGCUGGCAUUGAAAACAAGUUUGGCCUUUACCUCCCCAAGUUUAAGUCUCCUAGCGUAGCUGUGGCUCAGCCCAAGGCGGCAGCAGCAGCCCAAUGACAUAGCAAGUACAGACCGAGGCCCAGGAGAACGGGCGGUACCGUGUCCAGUCAGCUGCAUGGUACUGUCAGCGCUGGGGUCAACCACUUUCUAUACGACCUAUACAUGUAUUGUUUAUAAAGUGAUCAUACGCCCAGGGAGAGCCGCAGUGCAGUUUCAAGCUUUAGUCUUUACGUGUUGAAAUGUUUUCUGAGCCUUGGCAUGAAUUACGUGUUCUAGACUCUGCUUCGCACAGCUUGUACCUACAGUGACUGUACAUAUUGUACAUCUUUGUACAGAGACACCUCGGCACCUCAUCCCAACAAAUCACGUUUAUAAACAUGAAACGCUGUUCUGAGUGGCUUGAACUGUACAGAAGGUUUUGAAAGUGUUUUAUUAUGAAUCAUGUAAGAAUAAAUGUACUAAAGUUAAAUUCAUUCUCCUCCUGAUGACUUAUGGAAAUCAAGCAGCCAUGUUUGAAUGUAUCCAGUUUCAGUUUGUUUUCCAUUCGCGACUAGGAAGGUAUUUGCUGAUACAAGGCAGAGCGAAACUUAAUGCUCACCACAUUAAAUAAGAAACGCGUGGGAAGGGUGCUUGCCCGUGGAUGCCAGAGGAUGAGCCGGUGACUCACGGGCUGCUGUGUUUCCAGUCGUUUGUAGCUGAGUGUAAUCCUCCUGUCAGCUGGAAGCAGCUCCUCAUGCGCGCGCGCACACACACACACACACACACACACACACACACACACACACACACACACACGAACGGGAUGGGCUCCAGCAAGGCUCGCUUAGUUCUGCUUUUCUCCUAUGCAGCAAGGUCAAGGUCAGGAUGUUGCAAGAGUAAAGUUUGGAAGUUUCCCUUCGUAAAGUAUGAUACGAAUCAAAAAUAAAAGCACACCAAAAUGUC
Molecule: messenger RNA, 8094 nt
Organism: Mus musculus (house mouse)
Lineage: Eukaryota; Metazoa; Chordata; Mammalia; Rodentia; Muridae
Gene: Slc25a12
Product: solute carrier family 25 (mitochondrial carrier, Aralar), member 12
Exons: 16
Coding region: 5443-7209 (588 amino acids)
Biological process (GO): proton transmembrane transport; L-aspartate transmembrane transport; malate-aspartate shuttle
Cellular component (GO): mitochondrion; mitochondrial inner membrane
Molecular function (GO): 3-sulfino-L-alanine: proton, glutamate antiporter activity; aspartate:glutamate, proton antiporter activity; identical protein binding
Source: RefSeq, a predicted model, not a curated record